AUUCCAUGUUGGGCUCUCUUUACCUUCUGUGGCUUGUGGCUAUGACCACCUCCUUGGUUUCUAAGGCUCAGAUCUUGACCCCCCAAGACUAUGAGGAAGAGGACGAUGAAGAGGUAACCACACCUUCAGUGGCUGUGCCUUGCGACUAUGACCGUUGCCGCCACCUGCAGGUGCCCUGUAAGGAACUGCAGAAGGUUGGGCCAGUGGCCUGUUUGUGCCCAGGGCUCUCCCGGGAAGAUCAGCACCCAGACCCUCCGCGGCUGGGAGAAGUCCAAAUUGUGGCUGAGGAAGGUUGCGCGGUUGCCCACUGGUGUGCUCCCUUCUCUCCAGUCAGUCACUAUUGGCUUCUGCUUUGGGAAAGCAACGGGGCUCCACAAAAGAGUGGCCCCCUCAAUGCAACAGUUCGAAGAGCAGAGCUGAAGGGACUGAAGCCUGGGGGUUCUUACGUCCUUUGUGUGGUGGCUGCUAAUGAGGCUGGUGAAAGCCAUGUUCCUGGAGCAGAUGUUGAAGGUCCUGAGAACUGGGCUGACCCUUCCUUUGGGCCUUGUCGAAAGCUUAUCAUGCCGCCUAGACCGCUCACCCUGGUCUACGCAGCCGUGGGAGUGGGCACAGUUCUGGUUCUGCUGAGCUGUGCCGCCCUGGUUUGGCAUUUCUGCCUUCGUGAGCGGUGUGGUUGCCCACGACGUCAAGGUAACGCCCAAGCUUCAGAUGCUCUCUAGAGCGUCUAGAAACAACUCUGGUGCAUUCCAGCCACAUCUGGAGAGCCCAACCCACUCCCAAGAGAAGUGUGGGGCUGCUGCCACCUGGCACCAGCAGCACAGCCAAGUCAGCGCAG
Phodopus roborovskii (desert hamster) is the source of this 835-nucleotide messenger RNA. RefSeq names its product LRRN4 C-terminal like (gene Lrrn4cl). The transcript has a single exon. Bases 6 to 719 code for a protein of 237 amino acids. The record is from RefSeq and is a predicted model, not a curated record. NCBI's taxonomy places the organism in Eukaryota, Metazoa, Chordata, Mammalia, Rodentia, Cricetidae. Gene Ontology annotation, molecular function: protein binding.